UAGAAACAAAACGAGUCCAAGAUAUAGUCACCAUUCACCAAUCAACCAUCCAUUUUGUCUAUUGUCUAUGAUCGAUCACUCUUAUACACCAAAGAUAUCAUUAGCCUGAUUUAGAAACCAAUAAAUGUUGCUGCACUAGUCUAAUAAACCCAAUCAAAGAGUAUACUUGUCCAUUUCCCUAUUUGGGUCCUUAGCUGUGACAUAAUUUGUAUGGGCAGACAGCCCAAUUAGGCAGGGCGGAUGAUGCAAUCCAGUAAUAAAGCCCAAAUAGGUAUGGGCUGGGCUGGUGGAUUAAAACAAAAAGAAGGCGUAGGUUAGUAGCAGUAUAAAACCAGGAGUGUGGGCACCAGCUGCAGAAAUGGAGGGUUCUGGAAGCGCAGAGGCGGGUAUGGGAUGAACAGGGUUGAGGCUCGAAGCGGCGAUGAAGAGAGGGAGAGAGAAUCAUAGUAUGUAGAAAUGAUUUGUUUGUGAGGAUUUAUUGAAAAUCCGAUGAUGGCAAAAUGUUAGUUUUCAAUCUGAAUAAUGACUCUAUGUUUCUCUCUCUAAAUCUUCGCUGCUCGUCUCCUCUUCAUCCCAAAAACAAACAAACAAACAUACAAUUACAUAAUCAAUACGGAGUAUAUAAAUAUAAUACGCUUUCUUUCUUUCUUUCUCUCUCUCCUCCUUUUACGACAACACCCACCUCUCGUCGCUUCCCCCUCCCGAACCUUAUGAUGAUUCUCUCUGAAGGUUCCCUUUUUUUUUUUUUUUUUUUUUUUUGAGUUUUUGUUUUGUUCAACAUUUUUCCGGAACCAAGGGUUUUUCAUUUUUGAUUUUCGAUUUUACAUUAUUUUUUUUCUACACAAAAAUGUACCUUUAUCAAUUACAAGCAUGCACCGGAAAUUACUGAAUUUUCACAAGAUUUUAUUGAAGCUAGUACAGUGUGUGUUUUAUUGAAUUGGAAAGGUAGAAGUAGAGGUGUUUAGAAGUGGAUUAUGUGAUUGUAGAUUGAAUGUUGAUUCUGGUGAUUGGUGUGUUUUCCGCAAAAGCCUGAGGUCUUGAGUGCAUAGCUUAGCAACCAGAAUCAGUCAACUGUAAUACAAACCUAUUAGCUCAAUUUUGGCAGAGCAUCGUGCUGUAUUAUUGCUGCACAAUGAUGUAGGUUCGAAUCCUACAUAGGUUUUUUUAUUUUUAUAUUUACUUGCUCUAAUUAUGGAUUCCUAUUGUUGCCUAUUGAUUUCAGGCCUAGGUGGGCACUGCUUCUCUCCAUCUGGUGCUUGAUAUCACAAUCACUGAUUGACUAUACUGAAUCACUAAAUACAUUAUUUUUCAUACAAUGUCUUUGAUCAAGGCUACAAUUUUGGAUAGCAAUGCUUAUUUACUGUUAGCAACACAUUAAGAUCUUGGUAGCUAGUGAAUUCAAUUUCUUUAAUGUUACAUUGGGAUUCAAUUUCCCACUUUUGUUUAGCAUCACAUACCAAUGACUGUUUCUGUGUGUUGUCAAUACUACUAUAUAAAAUUAUCAGAGCAUUGUAGGAAUAUCAGAAAUCCAUGUCAAGGAGGUGAACAGUCUUGCCUUCUACUCCAAUAUUUUGUGCUUGAAUUUCAGGUAUAUUUGGUUGGAUCUCUUUUCUGAUGAUAUUUUCAACUUAAUCUAAUUUGUUCAAUGUUGGGAUGUGAAUUUUGUGCCCUUUUUGUUCCUUUUCAUUUUUCUAUUGCCAGAUCAUUGUGAUUCUCAUUCUCAGUUCCUUAAAUUGUGAGCAUGGCUUUUUAAGACACCAAAUUUUCCUUGUGUCUAGGCUAAAUUAAGAACAACUAAUCGAAAAAUAUGCAUUCUAUUUAUAGCUAGCUUGAUGUAAGGAAAUGCUGUAACUAAUUCCCUCUCCCUACUCUCUUGGAUCUUUGAAACAUUUUGCUCCCCCUCCUUCAACUGUGCAUGCAUCAACCUAGGAAGCUCCACAAACUAAACACAUCUCAUUUUCCCUUUCCACCUCUCCCACUUAGCAUUCAUUUUUGGGUUUUGCGCCUGAGUAAUUCUUGAUCCCAAAACUAAUCAAAUCCUUCCUAAAUCAUUUUCACAAAUGGCUUUUGGAAGGAUUCGAAAUAACAAAAGACCCUCAUCUUCCUCAAAUUCAUACCUCUCAACCAUCACUACUGUAGUCUUCAUAGGCCUCUGUGUUUUGGGUGUAUGGAUGCUCACCUCUGAUAGUAAUUUAGUCGUUGCUCCUAAAGCCACUACUCACGCUUCUACCACUGUUACACAUGAUGAAUCCAAUGAUCUUACCACCCUCAACAAAUCUAAUGAGAAGAUUAAUUCAGGGACAUUUGAAGAUAACCCCGGAGAUCUCCCCGAAGAUGCCUUAAAAACAGGCGAGUCUCAGAAAUCUCAGGAAGAGCAGAAGAUUUCAGACCAAUCAAGUACAAAGGACUACUCUAAAGAGUCUAAUGUCGGAGUUUCCUACCAACAUAUUGCGGAAAGAAAGGAUUCAACACAGGAAAAUGAACCAAAAAAUGAUGGCACUGGUAGCAAGGCGAAAGAGAAAGAACCUGAUGAUGAAAGUGCUCAGAGUCUGGGUGGCAAAGAUUCAGAACGUGAAAAGCAAAAAGAACGCCAGGAACAAGUUUCAGAAGAAAGCACGCUCACUGAGAAGCAGAACAUUCAACAAAGUGUUGUACUUGAUCAGGACAGCAACAAGCCUAAACAGCAAGAACAAGUUGUAGAGAGCAAAGAUGGUGAUCAGCAAAAUGCAAGCGAUCAAAGUAAUGAAGAGGCAACACAGAAAUAUGACAAUCAACAGGCUUUGGAAGAUGAUCAACAACAGGACAGAGAACAACAGAAAGCUGACAACCAACAGACAGUGGAGAACCAACUGGAUCAGGAACAACAAAAGUCUAUUAAUCAACAACAGACUGUAGAGGAACAGCAACAGCAGGAUGAGAAACCAAUCACAUUUAGCGAUGAGACAAAGAGUGAUCCAUCUAAACAGGAUAGCAGUGAAGAUUCAGAUGCUAAACAGGAAAAAGAAGACACAAGCAAGCAAGACAAACCGAAGGACCAACAGCAAGAAAACGAAGCUGCCAAACAGGGUGAUCCUGAGCAGGAGACUGAGGGAAAUACUCAGACAAAGGACUCAACAGGAUCAACUGAUGAUAAAUCUAAGGAGUCAAACUCACUCCCAAACUCGGGGAUUCCAAAGGAAUCCAAUGAAUCCAAAAGGUCUUGGUCGACUCAGGCAGCUCAUUCCAAUGAUGAGAAACAAAGGCGGAAGGAGAAUGUUAAAGGACAAGUUGAGGAGAGUCUAUAUGGGUACACAUGGAAACUCUGUAAUGUGACAGCAAGCUAUGACUAUAUACCUUGUUUGGACAAUGUGAAAGCACUACAAAGAUUGCGCAGUACAAAACAUUUUGAGCAUCGUGAGAGGCACUGCCCGGAGGAUCCCCCAACUUGCCUAGUGCCCAUUCCUCAAGGCUACAAAAAACCUGUCCAGUGGCCACAAAGCAGAGAUAAGAUUUGGUUUCAUAAUGUACCCCACACAGAAUUAGCAAAGGUUAAAGGCCAUCAAAACUGGGUUAAAGUUUCAGGGGAGUUCUUGACUUUUCCAGGUGGUGGAACACAAUUUAUACAUGGUGCUCUUCAUUACAUAGAUUUCAUUGAAAAGACUGUCCCAGGAAUAAAAUGGGGCAAGCACACAAGAGUAGUAUUGGAUGUUGGAUGUGGUGUUGCAAGCUUUGGAGGUUUUCUUUUUGAUAGGGAUGUACAUACAAUGUCAUUUGCGCCCAAAGAUGAACACGAGGCUCAGGUCCAGUUUGCCCUUGAGAGAGGCAUACCAGCAAUAUCUGCUGUUAUGGGUUCUCAGAGGCUUCCAUUCCCUAGCAGAGUGUUUGAUGCAGUGCAUUGUGCUCGUUGUAGAGUUCCAUGGCAUGCAGAAGGUGGUAGACUUCUACUUGAGCUGAACCGAGUACUACGACCUGGAGGGCAUUUUAUUUGGUCAGCUACACCUGUGUACCAAAAGCUUAAAGAAGACAUGGAUAUAUGGGAAGCCAUGUCUGCACUAACUGCAUCAAUGUGCUGGAAGCUUGAGAAGAAAGAGAAAGAUCCUAUAAAUAAAAUUGGAGCUGCCAUAUUCCGCAAACCAACAAACAAUGAAUGUUAUGACAAGAGAAAGGAAAAUAAACCUCCAAUGUGUAAGGCUGAUGAUGAUCCGGAUGCUGCAUGGUAUGUGCCACUGCAAGCAUGCAUGCAUCGGGUGCCGACUGAUGAGUCUGCAAGGGGAAGCAAAUGGCCAAUUAGGUGGGCUAAAAGGUUGCAAGCUCCUCCAUAUUGGUUGAACAGAACUCAGAUGGGCAUCUAUGGAAAACCAGCUCCUGAUGAUUUUGAAAAAGAUUACGAGCACUGGCAAGAUGUGAUGAACAAGUCAUAUCUGAAUGGACUUGGCAUCAGUUGGUCAAAUGUGAGGAAUGUAAUGGACAUGAGAGCGGUUUAUGGAGGAUUUGCGGCAGCAUUAAAAGACCUUAAGAUCUGGGUCCUGAAUGUUGUCAAUGUAAAUUCUCCGGACACUCUUCCCAUAAUCUUCGAAAGAGGGCUCUUCGGAAUAUAUCAUGACUGGUGUGAAUCUUUCAGCACAUAUCCUCGAACAUAUGAUCUUCUGCAUGCUGAUCAUCUUUUCUCAAAGCUGAAAGAAAGGUGCAAACUUAUGCCAGUGAUGGCAGAAAUAGAUAGAAUAGUUAGACCUGGAGGCAAGUUAAUUGUUCGUGAUGAGUCCAGUGCAAUUGGAGAAGUUGAAAACUUGUUAAAAUCACUACAUUGGGAGGUUCAUUUGGCAUUCUCCAAGGAUGAAGAAGGAAUACUCAGUGCUACAAAAUCUGAUUGGCGACCAACAUAUGAUCCGUGAUAUCUUACCUUGUAGCUUUGCAGGUGGUAAACAGCUCCAUGUAGUUCAAGAUUUGGCACAUAGCAAUACCCUGGAUUUGCAUCCCAAGGGAUUUUGUAGAAGCAAUUGCAUUUCAAAAAGCAGCUCUGUUGCUGUUUUGCCAGUCUCAAACAUAGACCAUGAGAAGGAAAACUCCAGAGAUGAAAUGCAAAGGUGUGAUACAAUGAUAUUGUAAUGUGAAGUUAAUUAGUACUGACAGUACAAGGUUGGUAGCAUUAAAGUUAGAAUGAUCGUAGUACUUUGAAAAAUUAUGGCUUGUGGGUCAAAUAUGACCGCGGCCAGAAACUCAUGUGUAUGAGAAGCUGCUAGUUGGUUAAAGUUAUGUGCGUUUGAUUGAUAGUUGGCUUAGCAGCUACAAUGCCAAUAAGCACCUUCAAUGACAGAUAUUA
Molecule: messenger RNA, 5299 nt
Organism: Chenopodium quinoa (quinoa)
Lineage: Eukaryota; Viridiplantae; Streptophyta; Magnoliopsida; Caryophyllales; Amaranthaceae
Product: probable methyltransferase PMT27
Exons: 8
Coding region: 2061-4871 (936 amino acids)
Cellular component (GO): cytoplasm; endosome; trans-Golgi network
Molecular function (GO): methyltransferase activity
Source: RefSeq, a predicted model, not a curated record